AUGGAGAAGCAGAUCCUCAAACUGUGCGUACUGCUGAGCACUUUGGCUGCAUCAGUGCAAACUUACCAGCUCCAAGAGGCCACUGUGUACUGGGAUUCUGCCCAGAAAAGUGUGAUCCUGAAGGAGGAGGUGAUGGAGACAGACGGCGGAGCCUACGGUUACUUCAAUGAUACUCUGCUCCUCUCUGGAUGGGGGGUCUUGGAAAUCUGCGCGGGUUAUGGAGGAGUCACACAGGAAGACGAGACCACCUUCUUCCUGGCUGGGUACCUGGAAGGUUACCUCACUGCUGAACAGAUGUUUAAUCAUUACUCCAACAUGUACCCUCAGCUGAUAAAGGAUGAGGAGGUUUUGAAUCCGCUGAAAAAGUUUUUGAGCAAACAGGACCAGUGGGCCAGGGAGCAGGUGAAACUGAGGAGAAACAGUGACCCACUGUGGAAACAUCUGGGACUGAUCCUGGCCCAACUGGACGGACUCCACGCCGGAGCAGCACAGUGGGCCAAAAGCAAACACAGAGAGCCUCUGUCAGCAUUUGCGGUCCAGUUUCUGAAUGGCGUUGGUGAUCUCUUGGACAUGGUCCCUGCCCUGACACCUCGCUCCAACUCCUCCACAGGGGCCGGCGCUUUCAGGAUGCCAGGAAUGGGCCAUUGCACUGCUCUCAUAAAGGUGCUGCCAGGCUUUGAGAACCUACUGUUUGGACACUCGAGCUGGUACACUUAUGCAGCCACCAUGCGCAUCUAUAAACACUGGGACUUCAGGGUGUUUGACACACACACCGCCACAGGAAAGAUGUCGUUCAGCAGCUACCCCGGCUUCCUGAUGUCUCUGGAUGACUUCUACCUGCUCGGGAGUGGCCUGCUGAUGACUCAGACCUCCAUCGGCGUCUUCAACGCCUCCCUGUUCUGCCAGCUCAGCCCUCACAGCCUGCUGGCCUGGCAGAGAGUCCGCCUGGCCAACAGCAUGGCGCACAGUGGAGAGGAGUGGGCGCACGUUUUCUCCAAAUACAACUCUGGUACAUAUAACAGCCAGUACAUGGUGGUGGACCUGAACAGGGUCUCUCUGGGUCACAGCAUCAGCGAUGGAGCUCUAACUGUGGUGGAGCAGAUUCCUGGGAAGGUGAUGCACUCUGAUCAGACUCAAGCUUUACGCAGAGGUUAUUGGCCAUCCUACAACAUACCAUUUCAUGUUGAAAUAUACAACCUGAGUGGGUACGGUGUGAUGUGGAGGAGAUAUGGAGUAGACUUCUCCUAUGACCUCUGUCCCCGAGCCAAAAUCCUCCGCAGAGACCAGGCUAAGGUGUCUAACCUCAACUCCCUCAAACACAUCAUGAGAUACAACAAUUACAAGAAAGACCCCUACUCCAAGGGCCAUCCCUGUAAAACCAUCUGUUGCCGUAACGACCUGAAACCGAGGAGACCACGCCCGGGAGGUUGCUAUGACACUAAGGUGACAGAUUACCAGAUGGCUCUCCAGCUGGUUGCAGAGGCAAUAAACGGCCCCACGACACAGGGGGGUCUGCGGCCAUUUUCAUGGCAAUCCUUCAACCUCACGAUUCAUCGGGGUCUCCCACACGCCUACAACUUUCCCUUCGUCACCAUGAGGCCCGCACUUCGCCGACCCUGA
Molecule: messenger RNA, 1620 nt
Organism: Toxotes jaculatrix (banded archerfish)
Lineage: Eukaryota; Metazoa; Chordata; Actinopteri; Toxotidae
Product: phospholipase B-like 1
Exons: 11
Coding region: 1-1620 (539 amino acids)
Biological process (GO): phospholipid catabolic process
Cellular component (GO): extracellular region
Molecular function (GO): glycerophospholipase activity
Source: RefSeq, a predicted model, not a curated record